This is a messenger RNA of Chelonus insularis, 1865 nucleotides long. RefSeq names its product DNA replication complex GINS protein PSF1-like. Gene Ontology annotation, biological process: DNA replication; DNA strand elongation involved in mitotic DNA replication. Gene Ontology annotation, cellular component: GINS complex. Bases 129 to 719 code for a protein of 196 amino acids. The record is from RefSeq and is a predicted model, not a curated record. The transcript has 5 exons. NCBI's taxonomy places the organism in Eukaryota, Metazoa, Arthropoda, Insecta, Hymenoptera, Braconidae.
CCCUCUGAGUUUUCAUUAGAUUGAUUCUAAUCACUAAAAAAAGGCGGUUAAAACACGCGUUGAAGAGAAACAAAAAGUCCUCGUUAUAUUCAAUUUGUAGAUCUUUCGAUUAAAGUCAUAAAGCCAGUAUGUUUGGAAAAGAAGCAUUGAAGCUUAUAACAGAGCUAGAGUUAUCUGAUGAUAUAAAACCAUUCAAUGAGACUCUAGUCCGUCAAGUCAUUGAUGAAAUGCAUGUUCUUUAUGACGCCAACCUGGAAGAUGUAAAUGCCACAGUUUCAGGAACAGAGAGCUCGAUAGCUCGUCAUAUGUCUGUUCAGUUGAGACAUGCAGCUUUAAAUCGUAAUAAACGUUGUCUGUUAGCUUAUGUUUUCAAUAGAAUGAGAAGACUGAGACAAGCAAGAUGGGAAUUCGGUAGCAUCUUACCUCCAGAGAUUAGUGCGAGCAUGUUGAAUCUUGAAACUCAGUGGUUUCAAGCUUACAAUAAAUCUCUUGCCACAUAUAUGAGGUCUAUUGGUGAUAAUCAAGGAUUAAAUCUUACUGUGGACAUGGUUCCACCUAAAUCAUUAUACAUUGAGGUCAGAUGUCUUGUCGACUAUGGGAAAUUUGAGUUAGAUGAUGGUCAGGUGAUUUUCCUGAAAAAGAAUACUCAUCAUCUCUUGCCUCGAGCUCAGUGUGAACCUCUCAUAAGACAAGGCGUUUUAGAACAUGUUAACUCCUAAUUCAUAUAAAUAAAAGGUUGGCCACAUAUUCCAUGAUACUGCUUGGUAACGAGACUUCGACUGCGGCAGUUCUCAAUCUCCAAGAAGCACUCAUUACUGUAAGUCAUACCAUCAGUGCCACAUACUGGAUCAUAGUAAGGCGGACAAAUUUUCUGACAGCCACGGAAGAGGAAUCCCUGGACGCAACGUUUCAUGGGAACGACGUAGACAUGUUUUCUAAAAUGAAACUUUCUCACGUGAGCAGUGUUGUCUUGGUUUUAAAUUUUAAUAUGAGGAGAUAGAACAAUCUCAAAUGGUCAUGCAUCUCACCCGCAAUUGUCUCUCUUCAUCUCACACUCGUUGCGAUAAAGUUUGUUGUCAGAACCGCAGACAAACUGCCGUUCUCCGCUGCAUAUCUGAUUGCAAAGUGCAGUUGUACGGCAAUGUUGGGCUGGCACGGAAACCACCCUCUGACCACAAGUAUCUCGUCGGAGAUGACACAACGAUCUAAGUAUGAUAAACAAAAAGCAAAACAUUCAAAAAUCUUAAGUACAUUAUCUCGAAUCUUGUAUAACGCUUUUUUUGCUUAUCAGUAAUCAGUUACGUUUAAAUUUAUAAUUUCCAACCAGCAAAAAAAACCUCAGAGGUACCUAAGGCCAUAAAUCUUCCUCAACGUCUCGGCAUUUUAAUCAAUCUUCAAUAAUAUCUUCCACUUACCGGUAAACGUUUCCGUCACUACCGCAAACAGGUUCUUCAGGCUCAUUGCUGCAAUCCUCCGGACAAUUCUCAGUCUCUUUCAAGGUCGUACAUUCGCCUACGUGUGCAAGUUGUAUUCCUUUCCUGAAUACAAAAUUUCGUUGAUAAGAUAAAUCUUUUACUAUUAAAUAUUUAUUUAUUUAUUUUCUCAUCGGUUUUUUUUUAUUUCACUUACAUGCAAAUUGCAACGUUUAGAUGGCACUGAUUAGGAUAAGUGCUCGCAUCACUGCCGCAAACUGGGUCAACAUCGUUACCACACUUUUGAAGUAGUUUAGAGCAUUUAAGGACUCUCGCUUUACAUUUGUCGAAAUCUACAACUGUAAUUUUCCGUCUUGAUUGCCUAAAAAAAUAAAUAUAUUUUUUUAUUAAAAUUUAGAAAGUAUUAAAUAAAUAUUUUUGAAAACAAUAAAA